Molecule: messenger RNA, 2486 nt
Organism: Brassica napus (rape)
Lineage: Eukaryota; Viridiplantae; Streptophyta; Magnoliopsida; Brassicales; Brassicaceae
Product: RING-H2 finger protein ATL28-like
Exons: 1
Coding region: 1479-2486 (335 amino acids)
Source: RefSeq, a predicted model, not a curated record
GUUUAAUUUCACUCUUAAUUCAUAUACUUUUCGUUUUCACUGAAAAGUGUUUAUAGCAUAUGAUAUAAAAUUCUAGUUAUAUCGAUUGAUUCCAUAAUCAUACAGAAAUAAGAAGUCUAAAAGAGAGAUCGCUCAGUCCAGAUAUUUUUAGUUGUGUAGUUAAAACUUACAAUCAUCGGUUCAAUGUAAUAUCCAAAAUCAAUCAAAUUAUCGAUGAACUAAAAUCCAAAAAAGUGCAGGUGUCAAAUCUGUGACUUAAUGCCAAUUAUAUAUGUGUCCGACUACAUUAUCAUAAGGGUCCACUUGAUAAAUUGAUCAGAUUAAAAGAAAAAAAAAAGUCAUUUGGUGAGAGAAAAAAUAAGCGAUGCCACGGGGUCUGUCAUAGUGACGACUGUCCACUUUAGCCCACCAUCGACACCGUGGUCCGUGACGCUCUCCCUGCAUACGUGCCAAUACGGCGUUGGCUCAUUUGGUUGAAUUCAUUUACCUUUUUAUAUCUUGGUGACGCAGUUACCUCAUCUUAUUUGUUGUUUUUCUAAAGUGGGAUUAAUAGUCUUAAACCCUAAGUCUGCAAAUAGUGUCUACUUUUGUCAUAGGAUUCGCUUUCUUAGAGAUAUCUAAGCAUAAUUUGUGAUUAAUUUAUUUAGUAUAUCCCAUCAGUUUGAUGCAAAUGACACUGACAUUUGUUUUGACUAACUUCUAAAAGAUUCCUUGUGAAGUUAGUUUGUCUGAGGCUAGUACCAAUGGCAUUUGUUACUCACAUGAUCAGAGACGUGUUCAGUUAAUAUGUGUCUAUGUUUGUAUUGUAUUUUGUAAAGUCUGAGAUAUUUUGUAAAGUCUGAGAUAUUUUGUAAAGUCUGAGAUAUUUUUGUUUGUAUGUGUCUAUGUUGCUGACUAUGUUUUUACCUUUUUAGUGAAUAUAACAACUUACAACUGACAAUGUGUCUGAGUUACUAACAAAGCUACUAACCAAAGAUUGUUUGAAAUAUCUCGAUACACUUAAAGUAAGCAAAGAACAAAGCCUCAUAGAUAUAAAAUCAAACUUAUCAAAGCAAAUAGGAAAGUAAAAAGAAAAAGAUGGACCUGGACAUUAACAAGAACAAUCUAAUGCAAACAAAAAAGCUAAGGAAUCCGCAAGAUACAUGACAUGCAUUAAAAAAAAUAACAUAAGCAACAACAACAACAAACUUGAAAAUAUUCUCGUCCUAUUUUUAACAUUUAAACAUAUUUAUUAAGACACUAACUUUUGGUUUUAAACUGUCACAUAAGACUCGCUCAAAUUGCUAAGCAAAGCCACUGAUAUAUAUUUAACAUAGCCACUUCCUUCUCCUCACUUCUCUCUACUCACUUGUUAGUUAUUACAUUAUUUUCUUUCACCACAAGCAACUCUUAGAACAAAACCUUUCUUCAUUCCCAAUCAAUUAAACAAAACUAGUUACAGCCGGAGUGUUUUCAUAUCCGGCCGUACCAAUCCUCAAAUGGCGUCAACAACAACAAUACCAGAUCCUGAUGUCUUCCCAACAAUCACCAUGCCCAUCACAGUAAUCUUAACCGGCGGUCUUCUCUUUAUAAUUAUCGCCGGAUUCUUCACCCUCUUCUUCUGGAGAUGUCUUCUGAACCGUUUGUCCUCAGCUUGGACCCUUCAGAGAACACCCUACGGUGACCUAAUCCACGUCACCACUCCCCCUGAAAACACAGGCCUCGACUCAUUUAUCAUCAAGUCCUUUCCUGUAAUCCUCUAUUCAUCCGCAACAAUGAGAAACCAAUGUACUGAAUGUGCCAUCUGCUUGGCAGAGUUUUCAGAUGAAGACACCGUUAGGCUAAUAACAGUGUGUCGUCAUGGAUUUCAUUCAACUUGCAUUGAUUCUUGGUUUGAGUCACACAAGACUUGCCCUGUUUGCCGGUGUGAGUUAGACCCCGGAGUGGUUGGUUCUGGAAGCCAUGAGUCUUUGCACAACACGGUUACAAUUACUAUUCAAGACUUAAACUAUGAAGAAGUGAAUCCUCCUUCCACUAGUUCAAGCAAAAGGUUCCCUGAAGCCGCCUCGGCUUGGCCAUUCUCUAGGUCACAUUCUACAGGUCGUUUUAUGGUUAAGACCAAAAGAGAACAUUACCAAUUCAAAGAAAAUUAUCCUACCACUAGUUCAAGCAAAAGGCUUAUGGAAGCAUCGGCUUGCCGAUUUUCGAGGUCACAUUCUACUGGACAUUUCAUGGUUAAGACGAUGGAUAAGACCAAAGGAAAACAUUACCAGACAGGAAGCAGUGUCAUGUUUGAAGAAAACAAUCCUACAACUAGCUCAAGCAAAAGGCUUAUGGAAGCCUCGGCUUGGCGAUUUUCGAGGUCAUAUUCUACAGGACAGUUCAUGGGUAAGACGAGGGAUGUCACUAUGAAGAUCAAAGGAAGACAUUACCAAACAGGAAGCUGUGCCUCGUUUGAUGAACUUACUAGGUAUGAUGAAGCUACAGGAUACGGUAUGGCUUGGUGA